Molecule: messenger RNA, 1655 nt
Organism: Effrenium voratum
Lineage: Eukaryota; Dinophyceae; Suessiales; Symbiodiniaceae
Source: the annotation of a GenBank genome assembly
AUGCUUCAUUUCGCUCGCUGGAAAUUCGUGCUGAUCGUGCUUGUGGUUGCCGCAGGUAUUCUCACGACGCUGCCGAAUUUCUUUACCGCCAAACAACUCGAGAGCUGGCCGGACUUCCUGCCGAAGAACCAGAUGGUUCUUGGGCUCGAUCUGCAGGGUGGCGCUUAUCUGCUCUAUGAAGUGGAUCAGAAAAAAUACAUCGAAGAUCGUUUUAAGGCACUUGAAGGCGAAAUUCGGGACGUUCUGCGGGAAAACCCGAGAAUUGGCUAUACAGGCCUGGACGCUCGACCGGAGUCCGCGCAGGUCAGAAUUCGGGAUCUGACACGCCUGGAUGAGGCAAGGGAGCGCCUUUCGCCACUGGUAAAUCCUCUUGUUUCCAGCUUGUUCGGAGGUCAGCCGGUCGACGAGUUCGAUUUGAGUGUCGAUGACAAUGGACUGGUCCGGUUUACCUAUUCAGAAGCAGGCCUGGACAACAGGCUUCAGUCGAUCGUCCAGCAAUCCAUCGAAGUCAUCCGCAAACGUGUUGACGAGCUCGGCACGACCGAGCCGAAUAUUCAACGGCAGGGGACAGACCGGAUCCUGGUGGAAGCGCCGGGUGAGGGAGAUCCUGAACGCCUCAAGGAUCUUAUCGGUGAAACCGCGAAGCUGACAUUCCAUCUGGUCGACAGAAACAUGACAGGUGAACAGGCGCUUCAGAGCCGCCCACCGGUGGGUACCUCGGUGUUCAUGUCAGUUGACGAUCCUCCCAUUCCCUAUCUCCUGCAAACCACACCCUUGUUGGGUGGGGAAGACCUUGUCGACGCACAGGUUGCCUUCGGCCAGAAUACCAACGAACCGGUUGUGACCUUCCGCUUCAACCAGUCGGGGGCUCGGGAAUUUGCACGGGUCACGACAGAAAACGUCAAUUUCCCCAUUGCAAUUCUCCUGGACGAUGAAGUCAUCUCGGCGCCCGUGAUCAGAGAGCCGAUCCUGCUGCUGGCGGACAUUCUGGAUCAGUCCAUCAACGAGACCCUGUCGCGCACAACGAUGACAUCUGUCACGACACUCCUGGCCCUGAUUGCGCUCUAUGUUUUCGGCGGAGAGGUCAUUCAGUCGUUCACGCUCGCGAUGAUCUUCGGCAUCGUGAUUGGAACCUACUCGUCGAUCUUCCUGGCAGCUCCUUUGCUUAUCCUGCUCAACCUUCGUCCGGACGCGUUGUCCCGAAAUGAUGGCGAUGAUGAAAAGGAAGCCAAGGCGAACGCGGCGCCAAUUGAUGCCUACGGCGACGGUGGCUUCAGAUUUGCGAACAUGUCCCACCUGGGGUCGCUGUUAUGCGUCCCCAGUGGGAUCUAUGGCUGGAACAUAGGUGAUCCGGCCGAAUUCAGCGAUGAAGCUUUCCAGCGUGUCUUCGAAGAACAUGCAGACAUCGAGGUGCUGCUCGUGGGAACCGGCAAGGAUUUGCGUCCGCUUCCGGCGGACCUGAAAUUCCGGUUCCGCGAAGUCGAAAUCCUGGCAGACCCCAUGUCAACGGGAGCGGCAGUUCGGACAUUCAAUGUUCUCCUGUCCGAGGACCGGGCAGUGGCAGCGGCUUUAUUGGCGGUAGACUGAUCCGGUUUUCAAACCAUAUGGGCGCCUAUGACCACCGACGAUGAUUAUGCCGCCGAUAUUGUUCGCCA